AUGGCAAAGUCAAACUACUCUUAUCUGCCACGAGCAGCACCAGCCUCUAUCAAGUGUCCCUACGAGGGUAGUAUUCUACUCCAGACGGCACGAUACAACAAAGGCUCCGCUUUCCCCGAUGAUGAACGGAAAAUCUUCAAGCUCUAUGGUCUCGUACCGCCGAGGAUACAGACUUUAGACGAGCAGGUGGAGAGAGCUUAUCAGCAAUACAAGAGCCGCCCCGACGACUUGGCGAAGAAUUUACAGCUGCUGCAAACUUAUUUGAAGGAGAUGUUUAGUGUGAUCUACACGCCAACAGAAGCCGACGCCAUCCAAAAUUACUCGCGCAUCUUCCGAGACCCAGAUGGCUGCUUCCUAAACAUAAGAGAUCAAGAUAAGAUCGAGGAGUGUCUCUCCAACUUUUCGACGCCCGACGACAUUGACUACAUUGUUGUCAGUGAUGGGGAGCAGAUUCUAGGAAUCGGGGAUCAAGGCGUGGGUGCCAUCUUGAUUUCCAUGGCUAAGCUGGCCAUCGCGACUAUCUGUGGUGGAAUUCAUCCCUCGAGACAACUUCCCGUCGUUUUGGAUUGUGGAACAAAUAAUUCUGAACUCCUUAACGACGAAUUGUAUUUGGGCCUCCCACAGCCUCGUGUUCGGGGUCAGGAAUACUUCGAGUUUGUGGAUAAGUUCAUUCGGGCUGCGAGAAGAAGAUUCCCCAAAGCGUACAUCCAUUUUGAAGACUUUGGUGUACACAACGCGAGGAGGCUCCUCGACAAGUACUGCUCGGAGAUUGCCUGCUUCAACGACGACAUUCAAGGAACGGGAUGCGUGACGUUGGCAGCCAUUCUCACCGCACUCCAUGUUAGCAAGGUCAAGUUGAGUGAUGUUCGCGUCAUCUGCUUCGGUGCUGGCUCAGCUGGGACAGGUAUUGCGGAGCAGGUUAGUGACGCAAUCGCCACCGAAUCGCAAAAGCCGAAGAGCGAGGCCAUGAAACAGAUCUGGUGCAUUGAUAAACAGGGCCUCUUGCUUAAAUCACAAGAGGACAAACUCAAUCCAGCCCAAGUCCCAUUCGCAAAGGAUAUUGGCGAGUGGCCCGACGUCGAGAACGUCGAUCUGCUUUCCGUGGUCAAGAAAGUAAAACCACAUAUCUUGAUUGGCACCUCCACCAAACCCGGAGCCUUUACGGAGGAAGUAGUCAGGGAAAUGGCGAAACAUGUUGAGCACCCAGUCAUAUUCCCAUUGAGCAAUCCAACCCGCCUUGCCGAGGCGAAACCUCAGGAUAUCACCAACUGGUCAGACGGUCGAGCGUUGAUCGCGACAGGGAGUCCAUUCCCCCCAGUGGAGUACAACGGCACGCAAAAGGAGAUCGCGGAGUGCAAUAACUCGACGAUCUUCCCCGGCAUCGGCCUCGGGGCCAUUUUGUCUCGCACGCGACUCGUAUCCGCGAAGAUGCUGGUCGUCGCAUCCAAAGCACUGGCGGCUGAAGCUCCCGCUCUGUAUGAUCUUAUAAAGCCAUUACUCCCCGAUGUUGAGGAAGUGCGGGAGCUUAGUGUAAGGGUCGCCAAGGCUGUUAUUCAAUCAGCUGUUGAGGACGGGCUGGCGCAGGAAGAAGGGAUCCCAAGCGACGAGUCCGAGCUGGAGGAGUGGAUACGAGUGCAAAUGUGGGAGCCGAAGUAUCAGCCACUUGAGAAGAUUGAGAAGGACUGA
Molecule: messenger RNA, 1686 nt
Organism: Scedosporium apiospermum
Lineage: Eukaryota; Fungi; Ascomycota; Sordariomycetes; Microascales; Microascaceae
Exons: 7
Coding region: 1-1686 (561 amino acids)
Biological process (GO): pyruvate metabolic process; malate metabolic process
Cellular component (GO): mitochondrion
Molecular function (GO): malate dehydrogenase (decarboxylating) (NAD+) activity; NAD binding
Source: RefSeq, a predicted model, not a curated record